GAAGCGCGCGCCCCCGGCUCCUCAUUGCUGUGUUGGCGGAGACACGUUACGCGUCUACACUCAACGGAGCUUAAAACGACUUUUGGUGAUUUUUGCACCGAAAUACUUUAACGUUUUCUCGAAAACUUGAUCCCGCGAAACCUAAGUAAAAAUGCGUGAAUGCAUCUCCAUCCAUGUGGGCCAGGCCGGCGUACAGAUUGGCAAUGCAUGCUGGGAGUUGUAUUGCCUGGAGCAUGGCAUCCAGCCUGACGGCAAUAUGCCAAGUGACAAAACCAUUGGUGGAGGAGACGACUCCUUUAACACUUUCUUCAGUGAGACUGGCUCUGGGAAGCAUGUGCCACGAGCUGUGUUUGUGGAUCUGGAACCUGCAGUCAUUGAUGAGGUGAGGAGUGGAACCUACAGACAGCUGUUUCACCCGGAGCAGCUCAUUUCCGGGAAAGAAGAUGCUGCCAACAAUUAUGCCCGUGGCCAUUACACCGUUGGCAAGGAGAUUAUCGAUAUGGUGCUGGAGCGCGUCCGCAAACUGACUGACCAGUGCACUGGACUCCAGGGUUUCCUGAUUUUCCACAGUUUUGGUGGAGGCACUGGCUCUGGUUUCACAUCCCUUCUGAUGGAGCGUCUCUCAGUUGACUACGGCAAGAAGUCCAAGCUCGAAUUUGCCAUCUAUCCUGCUCCUCAGGUCUCUACCGCUGUGGUCGAGCCAUACAACUCCAUCCUAACCACCCACACCACCCUAGAGCACUCUGACUGCGCCUUCAUGGUAGAUAACGAGGCCAUCUAUGACAUCUGCCGCAGAAAUCUCGACAUCGAGCGUCCCACCUACACCAACCUCAACCGCCUGAUUGGCCAGAUUGUGUCCUCCAUCACCGCUUCAUUGCGCUUUGAUGGUGCCCUCAACGUCGAUCUGACAGAGUUCCAGACCAACCUGGUGCCAUAUCCCAGAAUCCACUUCCCCCUGGUCACAUACUCCCCCAUCAUCUCUGCUGAAAAGGCUUACCAUGAGCAGCUGUCUGUGUCUGAGAUCACCAGUGCCUGCUUUGAGCCAUCCAAUCAGAUGGUGAAGUGUGACCCCCGGCAUGGAAAGUACAUGGCCUGCUGUAUGCUGUAUCGGGGUGAUGUCGUACCCAAAGAUGUGAAUGCCGCUAUUGCCAACAUUAAGACCAAACGCUCAAUCCAGUUUGUGGACUGGUGCCCAACUGGGUUCAAGGUUGGCAUCAAUUACCAGCCACCUACAGUGGUCCCUGGUGGAGACUUGGCCAAGGUACAGAGAGCUGUGUGCAUGCUGAGCAACACCACUGCUAUUGCAGAGGCCUGGGCCCGUCUGGACCACAAGUUCGAUCUGAUGUAUGCCAAGCGUGCCUUUGUUCACUGGUAUGUUGGAGAAGGAAUGGAAGAGGGAGAGUUUUCUGAGGCCAGAGAGGAUCUUGCAGCACUGGAGAAAGAUUAUGAGGAAGUUGGCGCUGAGUCUGUGGAGGAUGAAGAGGAGGGAGAGGAGUAUUAAAAGCCUUAAGCAACUGGUCUGACACCAGUUUACGGUCAGAAGAGAAACUGGUCCUACUUCAGCAGCACUUAUAGCAGUAUUUGCCUCUUCAUUGCCAAGCUGCCUUUAUGAAUGCCUAAUUAUGGGGAACAAAGCCCUUGUGUGUUUAUAAAUGUUCUGUUUCGUUCUUUUUCUAUACCUCCAUUCUGUCUGAUUUCAAAGAAAUGAGUUGCCAAAGGCAUUUCUCUCUGUGAACACUUUUUGUAAGCUGUCUUUGUCUCUCACAUGCUGUAAGUGACACGGUUUCAGAAAUAAACUUGUCAAAUGUG
Messenger RNA from Puntigrus tetrazona (Sumatra barb), 1809 nucleotides. RefSeq names its product tubulin alpha 5 (gene tuba5). Gene Ontology annotation, biological process: mitotic cell cycle; microtubule cytoskeleton organization. The coding region runs from base 152 to 1501 and encodes 449 amino acids. NCBI's taxonomy places the organism in Eukaryota, Metazoa, Chordata, Actinopteri, Cypriniformes, Cyprinidae. Gene Ontology annotation, molecular function: GTP binding; structural constituent of cytoskeleton. The transcript has 5 exons. The record is from RefSeq and is a predicted model, not a curated record. Gene Ontology annotation, cellular component: microtubule; cytoplasm.